GAUUGUUGCAGCAGUCGCCGAUGGCUCUGCCCAUUGUUGUGGUGAGCUGGAUUGAUCACACUGGGCCGACUGGGCGGAUUCGGCGCAUAACGUCAGUGGAAGAGCUGCAAGCAGGUCACCAAACCCCUCGCAUCCUCGACGCCUGCUAGCAGACAUGGGUUGCUAUGAGUGCUGUAUGCGUUGCCUGGGUGGGAUACCAUACUGCUCUCUGGUCGCCACGCUGCUGUGCUUCUCUGGCAUCGCCCUCUUCUGUGGAUGUGGACACCAAGCGCUCACAGAGACUGAGAGGCUCAUCGAAACUUACUUUACACGAAGCACGGAGGAUUACAGCACCCUUGCUUACAUCAUUCAGUAUUUCCAGUACGUCAUCUACGGCUUGGCCUCUUUUUUCUUCCUCUUCUGCAUCAUGCUGUUGGCGGAAGGCUUUUACACCACUAGUGUUGCCAAGCAAACCUUCGGGGAGUUCCGGAGCACCAUGUGUGGCCGCUGCCUCAGCUCCACGUUUAUAGCGAUGACAUACGUGCUGUCCCUGCUGUGGCUGCUGGUGUUCGCCUUGUCAACUCUCCCCGUGUACUUCUUCUACAACAUGGGUGCCACCUGCCACACCAUCGACGUCUUGACCGAGACCCCGGCGAGCAUCAACCAGCUGUGUGUGGAUGCGCGACAGUACGGGCUCCUGCCAUGGAACGCAGUGCCAGGAAAAGCUUGUGGAAUAACUCUGUCCACCGUUUGCAAGACCAGAGAGUACCGAACGACCUACAGCCUCUACAUCGCCGCCUUCGUCGGCGCGGGCAUCACUCUCAUGGCACUGUAGCCAAUGAGAAGUUAGUUUGGAGACCAGCUGCAAGACAAGUCCCCACAAGAGGUGAUGUGUCAAGGGAAAAGUUCCUGUGGACAAAGAGAGGUUGUGACCUUUCUCCGGCGUGCAUGGGUCUCCUCUGAGACAGCAACCAUGACCUCCACCUCUUGUCGAACAAUAGAAAUGAUGGAUUGUGAGUGAGUUGGCUCAAGGAAUUGCAGAUAAAUUGGCUGUCUCUUUCUUACAACAAAAGGACAUUCUUGUUAAGUUUGAUCGAGUACGAUGUGAAAUUGUUUCUCAUACGGUACUCGUGAGUGCUAAAUGGCCAAGUCACCUAACUGCACUAACUUCACCUCUGAAAUAACUCUGCUUUAAAACCAAAGUACAACAGACUGACUGUACCUGCCAUUCUUAUAGGAUGAACACUAAUAAUAUCAAGAGAAACUUUUAAAAGAGCUCUUGAGAAUUUGACCUUUACGGCUAUCGGGUGCUUGUAGCACUGAGGUUUUUACAGAAUGAAAAUCGAGUUAUAAAUCAAGUGUAUUCUUAUUAAUACUCUAUUUUGAUUGUCACUAUGAAACUGUGACAUCUUUUGGCAGUUGGAGUUUGUACUGGUAUAAAACCUCCCCGCAUCAUACGGAGUUGUCAUCUAAUACAGCUAAACAAGCCAACCAAUGUACUACAGUAUUAGAGAACAUCUCAUAAUAAGAUCGUUGUAAACAAUAACUACGAGUUCAAUCAAAGCUAAGCAUUAGUAUAUUUUAUUGUAGCUCUAUAGCGACCAUAGACAUUGCACACAAAAAUCUUUGCUAUUCUUGUAUAAAGAUAUUGACUUUUUCUUUUUUGACAUGACUGAAGUACUUUGAAUUUGCAUUGUGGCUCUAAUGCUCAAGGACCUUCGUUGUAGUUAUUGUAUAACAUCUUUUGACUUACUGAGGCAGUUAACUUUUAGGCUUCUUUUCUUCAACUAGCAAUAUAGUUUUAUUUUUGGUGAACACUUUAUUUGGCUGUGUAGAGCAUUUUGUGAAGUGGCAGCUUCGAUUUUAUUGUAUCUUUUUCUGUUGUUGAUAUUUCAUAAUAAAAGGAACAUUCCAGUUUUUGUGCA
Messenger RNA from Syngnathoides biaculeatus (alligator pipefish), 1904 nucleotides. Its product is annotated as myelin proteolipid protein-like. The record is from RefSeq and is a predicted model, not a curated record. Gene Ontology annotation, molecular function: structural constituent of myelin sheath. Gene Ontology annotation, biological process: axon development; central nervous system myelination. The transcript is spliced from 7 exons. Gene Ontology annotation, cellular component: myelin sheath; plasma membrane. Bases 155 to 814 code for a protein of 219 amino acids. Lineage: Eukaryota; Metazoa; Chordata; Actinopteri; Syngnathiformes; Syngnathidae.